Molecule: messenger RNA, 4456 nt
Organism: Homo sapiens (human)
Lineage: Eukaryota; Metazoa; Chordata; Mammalia; Primates; Hominidae
Gene: SIRT3
Product: sirtuin 3
Exons: 7
Coding region: 1961-2788 (275 amino acids)
Biological process (GO): positive regulation of insulin secretion; negative regulation of ERK1 and ERK2 cascade; negative regulation of reactive oxygen species metabolic process
Cellular component (GO): mitochondrial matrix
Molecular function (GO): NAD+ binding; NAD-dependent protein lysine deacetylase activity; enzyme binding
Source: RefSeq, a predicted model, not a curated record
ACAUUGACUUGCUGUCUGACACAACUGCUGAAAAUGUUGGUGAAAAGUGAGUCUCGAAGUGGUAGCUCACACUUGUAAUACCAGCACUUUCGGAGGCUGAGACGGGGAUCGCUCGAGGCCAGGAGUUCAAGAGCAGCCUGGGCAACAUAACGAGACCCCCAUCUCUACCAAAAAUUUAAAAAUUAGCCGGGCAUGGUGGCGCAAGCCUGUUGUCCCAGUUACUCCUGAGACUAAGGCAAGAGGAUCCCUUGAGUCCAGGAGUUCAAGGCUGCAGUGAGCUAUGAUUGAGCCACUGCACUCCAGCCUGGGUGACAGAGCAAGACUCUUAUCUACCUGUGGGAAAAAAAAAAGAAAAAAGUUUAAUAGAUCCUGAAGAGUUGGCCGGGCGCGGUAGCUCACGCCUGUAAUCCCAGCACUUUGGGAGGAUGAGACGGGUGGAUAACGAGGUCAGGAGUUCGAGACCAGCUGGGCCAACAUGGUGAAACCCCAUUUCUACUGAAAUUACAAAAAUUAGCCGGGCGUGGUGGCGGGCGCCUGUAAUCCUAGCUACUCAGGAGGCGGAGGCAGGAGAAUCACUUGAACCCGGAAGGCAGAGGUUGCAGUGAGCCGAGAUGGCACCAUUGCACUCCAGCCCGGGCGAAAGAGCAAAAACUCCGUCUCAAAAAAAAACAAAGAUCCCGAAGAGUCAGUCGUUCAUCCAAGAAGCCCUGACUGAGCUCUUAUUCUGUGCCAGACUCUGUUCUAGGUGCUAUGGAUGGAGCAGGGACCAGGACCUACAAACACGUGGAGCGCAUUCUAAUAUCUGUGAUACUCUGCAAAACUGUUAAAACAAAUCCUUGCGGCCGGGCGCGGUGGCUCACGCCUGUAAUUCCAGCACUUUGGAAGGCCGAGACGGGCGGAUCACGAGGUCAGGAGAUCGAGACCAUCCUGGCUAACACAGUGAAACCCCGUCUUUACUAAAAAUACAAGGAAAUUAGCCAGGCGUGGUGGCGGGUGCCUGUAGUCCCAGCUACUCGGGAGGCUGAGGCAGGAGAAUGGCGUGAACCUGGGAGGCGGAGCUUGCAGUGAGCCGAGAUCGCGACACUGCACUCCAGCCUGGGCAACAGAGCGAGACUCCGUCUCAAAACAAAACAAAACAAAACAAAACAAAAAUCCUUGCUACCACUGGCCCUAAAGCAGGAGGCAUAGGGCUGCGUGUGAGGAGUAGUCCAUUGCAUGGGCUUCCUCCAGUUUGGCUUUGGAUUUUUGAGCUCUCUGAAUUUGUUGUUUGUGUCCUUUGCACAGUGUCCCUCCCAGGUUGCACCCAUGCCUGCCCCUCAGGGUCCCCCACUCCCAGUGAAUUUCACACCAUGCAGCAUGUACUUUAAGCCAUACAUCUUACGUAUGUUCCAGACAUUUGGUAAAACGCCGUUUAUGUGUUUUUCAGUGACUCACAAACAUUUUAUUUACGUAAAUGAGGAAUGUACUCAGGCACCCUUCGUGAUACCUUGCCCUCAGCAGGCACUCAACAGCAAUAAUAACUUUCAUUCCUUUUGUGCUUCUCUUAACAGUUCGUGUUUAGUAGGAGCACAGUAGCUGUUUGGGGAACGACCUUAAGUGAAUAGAUGUCUGAAAUGCUGUGUGAAGUGGGGCGCUUAAUAGGUGGUGAGAUGGUUUUAGAACCAGGGUUUUCCCUCUUUGCUUCUUGACUCCUUAACCAGUUUUCAUUAGGAGACCCCUUUGGAGGUUUGCAGUCAGUCAGAGUUGAGUGCCUACUGAGUGUACUGAAUUAUGAAAUGAGCACAGUUCCCAUUAACCUGAAUUUUUUGCUCCCAAUAUUAAAGGUGGAAGAAGGUCCAUAUCUUUUUCUGUGGGUGCUUCAAGUGUUGUUGGAAGUGGAGGCAGCAGUGACAAGGGGAAGCUUUCCCUGCAGGAUGUAGCUGAGCUGAUUCGGGCCAGAGCCUGCCAGAGGGUGGUGGUCAUGGUGGGGGCCGGCAUCAGCACACCCAGUGGCAUUCCAGACUUCAGAUCGCCGGGGAGUGGCCUGUACAGCAACCUCCAGCAGUACGAUCUCCCGUACCCCGAGGCCAUUUUUGAACUCCCAUUCUUCUUUCACAACCCCAAGCCCUUUUUCACUUUGGCCAAGGAGCUGUACCCUGGAAACUACAAGCCCAACGUCACUCACUACUUUCUCCGGCUGCUUCAUGACAAGGGGCUGCUUCUGCGGCUCUACACGCAGAACAUCGAUGGGCUUGAGAGAGUGUCGGGCAUCCCUGCCUCAAAGCUGGUUGAAGCUCAUGGAACCUUUGCCUCUGCCACCUGCACAGUCUGCCAAAGACCCUUCCCAGGGGAGGACAUUCGGGCUGACGUGAUGGCAGACAGGGUUCCCCGCUGCCCGGUCUGCACCGGCGUUGUGAAGCCCGACAUUGUGUUCUUUGGGGAGCCGCUGCCCCAGAGGUUCUUGCUGCAUGUGGUUGAUUUCCCCAUGGCAGAUCUGCUGCUCAUCCUUGGGACCUCCCUGGAGGUGGAGCCUUUUGCCAGCUUGACCGAGGCCGUGCGGAGCUCAGUUCCCCGACUGCUCAUCAACCGGGACUUGGUGGGGCCCUUGGCUUGGCAUCCUCGCAGCAGGGACGUGGCCCAGCUGGGGGACGUGGUUCACGGCGUGGAAAGCCUAGUGGAGCUUCUGGGCUGGACAGAAGAGAUGCGGGACCUUGUGCAGCGGGAAACUGGGAAGGUACAGACUGCUGAGGAGGACCAUCCAAGGGGCUGCCCUUCUCACUGCUCUAGGCUUGAUGGACCAGACAAAUAGGAUGAUGGCUGCCCCCACACAAUAAAUGGUAACAUAGGAGACAUCCACAUCCCAAUUCUGACAAGACCUCAUGCCUGAAGACAGCUUGGGCAGGUGAAACCAGAAUAUGUGAACUGAGUGGACACCCGAGGCUGCCACUGGAAUGUCUUCUCAGGCCAUGAGCUGCAGUGACUGGUAGGGCUGUGUUUACAGUCAGGGCCACCCCGUCACAUAUACAAAGGAGCUGCCUGCCUGUUUGCUGUGUUGAACUCUUCACUCUGCUGAAGCUCCUAAUGGAAAAAGCUUUCUUCUGACUGUGACCCUCUUGAACUGAAUCAGACCAACUGGAAUCCCAGACCGAGUCUGCUUUCUGUGCCUAGUUGAACGGCAAGCUCGGCAUCUGUUGGUUACAAGAUCCAGACUUGGGCCGAGCGGUCCCCAGCCCUCUUCAUGUUCCGAAGUGUAGUCUUGAGGCCCUGGUGCCGCACUUCUAGCAUGUUGGUCUCCUUUAGUGGGGCUAUUUUUAAUGAGAGAAAAUCUGUUCUUUCCAGCAUGAAAUACAUUUAGUCUCCUCAAAGGGACUGCAGGUGUUGACAUGAGUUGGAAAGGGAACCCUGGGAUACGUGGCGUCCCCUCUAUUGGAACAGUCUGAGGACUGAAGGCAUUUGUCCCUGGAUUUAUUGGAGACGGCCCAGCUCCUCCCUCUGAAGGUGGUCACAUUCUGUUGACUCUCCAUACUCAGCCUCUCCUCCAGAAACAGAUCUGUUCCAGAACAUUCCAGCACUUUCUAUCUGGCCUCCUUGUCCCCACACUACGCCCCCCCACCCUCGCCAGGGCUUCCUCUAGUGACACUGUUAGAGCUAAUCUCUGAGACAGGGAAGGCAUUACUCACUUAAAACCCAGGCUGAGUCCUGGCCACCUGCUGGAUUGUGACAUAGGAGGUGGAAUCCACUGAACUGCUACUUCUGCACAGGCUCCUUCUCCUGGGGCUGUACCCAGGCCCAGCCCUGAUGGCUCACCCUGUCAGGCACCAGCUGCUCCCUCCUGGGCUCUCACCCACCUGCACAUCCUCCUUCCUAGCAUCACAUUACCUGCGUGUUUCCCCAGACAAAAGCACUUCCCAUUCUUGAACCUUGCCUACCCUGGGCUGAGCUGACGGCAAUAGAUUUAAUGACAGUGACUCCCAGGAAGGGGGUCCUGUGACUUUGCGCCUUAAUAAGAACAAAAGGUGGAAUUGGUGACCUAGGAAAACUGUUGAAUUCUAAAAAGAAUGAAGUUAGUUUCUAACCCUAGUUAAUGUUCCUUUUUUAUUUUUUGAGUCUUGCCCUGUCACUCAGGGUGGAGUGCGGUGUUAUGAUCUCAGCUCACUGCAACUUCCGCCUCCCGGGUUUAAGCGAUUCUCCUGGGUAGCUGGGAUUACAGGUGUGUCCCACCACACCUAGCACAUGGGCAUAUUUGUAAUAGAGACAAGGUUUUGCUAUGUUGGCCAGGCUGGUCUCGAACUCCUGGCUUCAAGUGAUCCACCCACCUCGGCCUCCCAAAGUGCUGGGAUUACAGGCAUGAGCCACUGUGCCUGGCCCCUUUAUUUGAUAAUUUACACAUACAUUUUUGUCCAAAACUCUUCUUUAUUUCAAGAUGAUGUUUCUGUGGCUAUGUGUGGUAUGUGGUAUAAAUCUCAAUCUAUGGUCA